AUGCCAAAUUGCGAUAUACUUUUUGAUCAACUGCAGAGUAGACAGGUCGAUGCUCUCAAGGUUAAGAUAAACAUAUUAAAUAUUGCAUCAGCUAUUCAAAAUAUUAGAAAUAAUAUAGACACGCUAAUUCAUGAAGAAUGGCAAUCACAGCAAGACCCACAAGAACAAAACUUGAACGACAACACCCAAUCAGGUCCAAGUACAAGCAAGAAGAGACGGUUUGUUGAAAAGCAGGACCCUAUUCCUAAUUUAAGGAUAUGUAAGGAAAUUUGUGAUACAAUAGUAGUGCAGUUAAAUGAACGUUUUAGUUUUACUACUCACCUAAAAAUUGCAAGUUUAUUUGAUAGUGAAAAAUUUAAAGACUACCGAGAUUAUUUUCCAAAUGAGGACGUUAAACUGUGUAUAGUUUAG
This is a messenger RNA of Psylliodes chrysocephalus, 411 nucleotides long. Lineage: Eukaryota; Metazoa; Arthropoda; Insecta; Coleoptera; Chrysomelidae. The record is from the annotation of a GenBank genome assembly.